Messenger RNA from Misgurnus anguillicaudatus (oriental weatherfish), 1581 nucleotides. Its product is annotated as vascular endothelial growth factor receptor 3. Lineage: Eukaryota; Metazoa; Chordata; Actinopteri; Cypriniformes; Cobitidae. Gene Ontology annotation, biological process: cell adhesion. Gene Ontology annotation, cellular component: plasma membrane. The record is from RefSeq and is a predicted model, not a curated record.
UCUUCUUCCGCGCUGAUAAAUUGUGUUUACAAGCGUUCAUUUUCUUCAGAAGUUUGUUGUGAAGCGCAGAAAAGAGAGUCAAGAGAGUCACGCGCACAUCAAAAUGAAAGGCUACAUUAUCCUUGUAUUGCUCGCUUUCACCAGUCUCCACAGCUCUAUUGGCUCUCUGGUGGUUAAAGGCCCAACAGAGCCGGUUUUGGAAGGAGAGGAUGUGACGCUGGAGUGUGUGGACACAGAAUCUAAGCUGAAUAUAAGCUCGGUGCACUUUGAGCGGCUCUCUAAGUACAUGAGGACAUGGUUUCGUCUCGAAUCAGAAGACGUGUACUUAUAUCGCAGGUGUUUUCUGUAUGAUGUGAGCGUGAAAAGAGAGGAGGGCAAGCUAUUUGUCCAAAUUCCCAACAUCCAGUCCUGGUCUGAUGGUCCAUACCGCUGCGUGGUUGAGAACUCUUCUGCACCAGAUAAUUCCUCCGAAUCCUUCACUAUCCCCGUCCACUAUAUGCGAGAGGUAGCAGUUCACCGGACUGGUUUAGGCUACCUUACCCGCUAUUACAGUGCGGUGCAGGAGCUGAAAGUUCGAUUGGGGGAUGACGUGGAACUGGAAUGUUCUACUUCUGCUUCUGAGAAACCGGAUUACUUCUGGACCAAAGAGGGAGAGGUCUGGGUUAUGCCUGUCACUAAGCUGAAGCUGGAGAAGGUGAAGAGGGAGGAUGGAGGCAGAUACACCUGUACAGCUCAGUCCCCCACUGUGGAAUCCCUUAUGAAGAAACGUACCAUCAGCAUCACUGUGCUGCCAGAGGAUGCAGCAUGGUAUGAGUCCACCACUGGUCAAGUUUAUCUCAUAUGUGCUGUAGGAUUGGUCGUUCUGGUGAUUGCGAUUUCCAUGAUCACAUACCUCUGCCGCCGAGCCAAACAAAAUAACUGCAAGGGACCCAUUGAUGACCGCUCCCAGAAGAAACCUAUCUACAAAUCCAGCGUGGAGUCUCUGCCCUCCACCUCUUCUGACAGCCAGCCACUGGUAUAAAGAGCGAGAUUGAUGAAGGAGAGAACUGAAGACAAGAAGGAAUAGAAUAGAGAAUAUUGAGUGGAGAAGACUUAAUGAACAUUUUGUCCAUAGAUUUUAUGUUCUGGGGUCUUUAUUCAGAUAAAUAAUUAAGAGACUAUAUAGUGAAUGAGAAUGUAUACAUAGGUGGAACAGAUUAUCGUUUUAUCAACUUAGGUUGUGUCCAGUGUGAAUUACAAAAGGUGUGCAAUUUAUUUCUCAAUCUAUCUAUUGAUUUGACAGACUUGCUAAAUUUGAGAGCUGACUUAAAAUGAUUAUUAACAUUUCUUUCCAGCAAACUCAUUAUCUGCAGGCUAUCAGAUUACAUAGAUAAAGAUUUUUUUUAGAUAUUGCUUUAAGUAAAUGGAAAAUGUUCUGCUUCACUUGGAAGGAUAGUAAAUAAGAUCUCGACUAAUACUCGACCAGUUGCUUUAUGCACUUUGACUGUAAUACUUGCACAAGUGUGAUUUUGUUCUGUUGUUGUUUUGUUGAUUUCUUUUGUUCUGUAUCUUUGAAUUUAAAUAAAUUUGGCAACAUAUUUA